UUUCUUCCAGUGCGUUUCUAUUUCCUUUCCGAUUCGAUGCCGCGCGACGAGUGCGGAAGCGUCCACGAGGAGAAGAAACGAGACGAAGAAGAGAAGAAACGAACCACAAGCACGCUCCCACGACGUCCACGUGCUUCAGCUGAUCGAACUGAACUGAAGCCGGCCCUGCGUAUAGCGCUCUACCAACGUAUACCGCACUGCCCCCUGCUAUCGCAGACUAUACUCUUGCUCCUCUACCGUACCGCGUCGCCGUCGUUGUCGUCGUCGUCAUCGUCGUCGACACACUCGUCACCGUCGUCGUUGCAGUCGCGAAUUCCCCCCAUCAGAUGGCCGGUGCGCCAUCUGGUAGGGGAAGCGGACGCGCGAGAUACGCAUGGGACUCGGGCAGAAGUUGCGACGCGUUGGCAAGACGAGGGGGUGGUGAGGAGGAAAGGUAUCGAUAUCAGAAGAAAAACUCAAAGUUGAUGACUCCGGGUAAGAUGCAACACUCGAAAAGACUGCAGCUUCUUUCUCCCUUCUCUCCGCUCGUCGACUUUUCACUUUGUUGUCGCGCUCUUUUGAUUCUCUACAGCAUAGGCCGCACGACUAUAAUUAGCUCCCCUUUUUUAUUACGCUUUAUAAGCGCGCUUGCUCGAAAUUAACACGACUAGUGGCGACACUACGAAUUUUCGGACCCCGGCCAAAAUAAGGGAAACUCCUCGCUUCCUGGUCUGGUGUUUAUUAGCAAAAAUCGUUGACAAAUCAAGAAUACACAUUGCACAAUAUGGAAAUUGCACAAGUAUUACACACGUAUAAUAUGAAAAACUUAAGACUUCUGGCUCCUCGCAUUAUCUAUCUCUUUUUAACCCUUUAUAGGGCACUGAUAUAUAAGUCGUACCAGCAGCACAAAAUUGGCCGAGAGAAUCGGGAGUGGUUCACAAACCACUCAACAAAUCGAUUAAACAAAUCGAUUGCAAGUGUUACUUUAUGGAUAUAUAUUUUUAUUUUAAUGUAUUUCGCAAGAAUUUAUAACAUGCAUUUUCUCGUUUCUGACAUCAUUAAAAAGAGAUAAAUAACGUGAGAGCCAGGAGCCUUAAACAGAGUCGAGAAAAAAAUUUAAGGCUGGGUGUGUAACAACGUUGAAGCAGAGUUAAAAAGAACUAAAACGAACUAAAAAGAACUAAAAAGAACUAAAAAGAACUAAGCAGAGCUAAAUUUGAGAUUGAAAUAUAUGUACUAAGCGACGUAUCGAAAAUAUUACAAGCCUGACCAAUAGUUUUCUUAGAAAUUAUCACUGAUUAACUAUUAGUGAUUAAUUAGUGAUAUGAAACAAAUUAUGAACAAAGAUUUUUUGUGAUAUGUAACGUGUAUUAGGUUUUCUGUAUAAUAUACGGAACAUACUGGUCACUCUGUAUAUGAAUAAAUAAUCCCUCGCCCUUCUCGAUGCGUCACGGGAUCCUAAACACCCUCGAGAAUUACGUCACUGGCGAAAACGGAGAGGUGAGACGCGAGAAUCGUGUUCGCGUAUACAUUUAUAUUUUUAAUACGUUCCACCGGUUCUCGAGAAAUAGUUCUGGAAAACAUUGAACUUUUAAAGGGCCACGCGUGGAAGGACUAUUCUUCUAAUUCGUCUAAUUCUAGUUUAAAUAUCAAAAGUCUCGUACCAGAUAUAAUU
This is a messenger RNA of Odontomachus brunneus, 1654 nucleotides long. RefSeq lists its product as uncharacterized. The transcript is spliced from 2 exons. The record is from RefSeq and is a predicted model, not a curated record. NCBI's taxonomy places the organism in Eukaryota, Metazoa, Arthropoda, Insecta, Hymenoptera, Formicidae. Bases 37 to 465 code for a protein of 142 amino acids.